UUCGAGAUUGCAAUUGAAACCCUAGAAUUUUAUGCCCCUGAAUUGGGCAAUUGAGUUUAUGAGAAUUGUAUGAUUAGACUCAAAUAAAUGGGAGAACCGAUCAGCGCGAGGCGUCGACUGGGUCGGAUUUUUCAUGGUUUGUGUGCUUUGGUUCUACUUUUCUUUUUCUACAACCGGGAAGAUAUGCUGAGGAAUUCGUUCCUCAGGCGAGCUUCCUUAACUCUUCCACCUCGAUGGAACUCAAGAGGCGAUCAUGUAGAGGUGAUUCACAGGCGAGCAAUGGCAGUUGAUGGUAAUUCAUCCACUUUUAAUGUUGGGGUUGAUGAGGUUGCGCAGAAUAAUACGAUGGGAGAUCGGACACCGUGCUCUGGAUUAUCUGAUUAUCAGGGCUACAAGAAUCGAUGUGAAUACCUGAAAGCAAAUCCAAACUGCUCAUCUGGAGGAUUCUUGGAUUACAUAAGGUUCUUCUACUGCAGCUGUGAGAAUAUUAGCGUAUUGGGCUAUGCAGUUUUGGGUUUGUGGCUUGCAGCUCUGUUCUAUCAGUUGGGUAACACUGCCGCUGACUACUUUUGUUGUUCUCUGGAGAAGCUUUCAAAUCUAUUGAAGCUUCCCCCAACAGUUGCUGGGGUUCUUCUCCUUCCACUUGGCAAUGGAGCCCCUGAUGUGUUUGCUAGUAUCGCUGCUUUCGUGGGUGCAGAUGCUGGUGAUGUGGGUCUUAAUAGUGUCCUGGGUGGAGCUGUUUUCAUUACUUGUAUUGUUGUUGGUACUGUUUCUCUCCUUGUCGCGGAGAAGGGAGUUCAGAUUGAUCUGAGAUGCUUUAUCAGGGAUCUUAGCUUCUUUCUAUUUACUCUCUUGGGUCUUUCUCUGAUCUUGAUUGUUGGUAAAUUGAAUGUUGUGGGUGCAAUUGCUUUUGUCUCAAUAUAUGUGGUAUAUGCUUUCUCAGUUGUGAUGAAUGAGAUUUUGAGGAAACAUGCUCGGAGGUUAAGGUUGGAUGCCGUGACACCUUUGCUGCCGGUCAAAGGAAGUAUUUUCUCUUAUGGGAGUGAGGAAGAUGAUUCUGUCUACAGCUCACUACUUGAUAUAGACUCUCAGAACGAGCCAUCACAUCUCCAUACUACAUUGCCACAGUGGAUGUGGGCUUCAAAUGUAGCAAUUUAUUCAGAACAGUCACUAAAGUCUGGGUUACCAGAUAACUCGAGACCUAUGUGGGGUUGGAGUGAGGAGGACACAGAGAUUAAUGGUCCAUUACUCUCUUGUUCUAAAGUUUUUGCAAUGAUGAAGAUGCCCUUGACGAUCCCAAGACAAUUAACUAUUCCAGUAGUUGAAGAAGAACGGUGGUCUAAAGGAUAUGCUGUAGCCAGUGCAUUCCUUGCCCCCAUUCUCCUGGCCUUCCUGUGGAAUACACGUGACGAUGCGACUUCUCAAAGUGGAAUUGCUGUGUAUGCUAUUGGUCUUCUACUUGGUGGUACUCUCGCUGCUCUUGCAUUUAUCUACACGAGAUCUGAUCAGCCACCUCGCAAAUUCUUUUUUCCAUGGGUUUUUGGGGGCUUCAUGAUGAGUAUUGUCUGGUUCUACAUUAUUGCCAAUGAGCUCGUUGCUCUCUUGGUUGCAUUAGGUUUAAUUUUAGGAAUCAACCCGUCGAUCCUUGGAUUAACUGUAUUGGCAUGGGGCAACUCUGUGGGUGAUUUAAUGUCAAACAUUGCCUUGGCGAUGAAUGGUGGAGAUGGUGUACAGAUAGCUCUGUCAGGAUGCUAUGCAGGGCCCAUGUUCAACACGCUUGCUGGUUUGGGGAUCUCAAUGCUGCUCGGAGCUUGGUCAGAGAAACCUGCUUCUUACAUGGUGCCACGAGAUAUUAGUUUGUUUUAUACAAUAGGAUUUCUUGUGUUAAGCCUCAUUUGGGCUCUUAUUGUUCUACCACGGAAUGAAAUGCGUCCUAACACGAUGUUAGGAGUGGGUCUGAUAACCCUCUAUUUGAUAUUUCUCUCUGUUAGUGUGAGCAGUGCUGUGGGGCUUAUCUCACUGCCUGGUCUAAAUUGACGUUUGGUUUGUUCAUAAUUAGAAGAAAUGAGUGUAAAUGAUGAUUUACAAA
Telopea speciosissima is the source of this 2089-nucleotide messenger RNA. Its product is annotated as cation/calcium exchanger 4-like. Gene Ontology annotation, molecular function: monoatomic cation transmembrane transporter activity. The record is from RefSeq and is a predicted model, not a curated record. Gene Ontology annotation, biological process: monoatomic cation transport; transmembrane transport. Gene Ontology annotation, cellular component: membrane. Lineage: Eukaryota; Viridiplantae; Streptophyta; Magnoliopsida; Proteales; Proteaceae. The transcript is spliced from 2 exons. The coding region runs from base 88 to 2037 and encodes 649 amino acids.